UGUAAUUAGAAUGCUUACCGUACUCCACAACUGGUGUUGUUGGUUGGUUAGUGUGGGAACGGAAUAAGGUUGGACAGGAUUUUAUCGGUUUUUCGGGACAAAAUGGCUUCACAGCCAUCCCAGAGACCACGUCGAAAUGCUUCUCCUGCAUCGAGCUCAAAACUACAACCUAUGCGGGCCACUUUACCAUUUUCGCUGAUAGCUACUCCAAGUCCUACCCGUGGAACUGGUUUAAGGAGGCCAAGUCCAUCAUCUUCGCCAGUACAUGGCAGUGAAAAUGGCCUUAAACACCGCAGAAGUUCGCCAGAAACACGUGGGUCUCCCGAGCAUCGGCGGAGUCCAUCUUCUCCAUCUUCGUCGAGCUCGAAAGGUGAAAGAAGCAAACUUAUGAAAAGUAAUUCGGGCGCAAUAAGAAGAACGUCUUCGUUAGACGCCAUUUCACCUUACAUGUGUGGACAGUGGCCUAAAGGAGAUGUUGGCGGGCCGAGUAUGUGCCACAAAUCAACUCAGGUUAGUUAGGUACCGCUCUAUUAAUAAAACAUUUCCCGAAAAUGGCCAAGUUCAGGCUAAUUACACGAACGUAGACGUGGGAAGGUCGAAAUAAGCUUGAAAGAGUUACGAGCAAGCAAAAUAAAUUUACUCUCCGAUACUCUUAUUGAACCACAGCCAUGACAACGAGGUUAAUUCCCAAGCAACUCUGAAAUUUGAUGAUCUUAGCUAUAAAUUAAGUUUGUUUUAACCCGUGUGGUGGAGAAGUCCUUACAAAAGAUAUUUCGGAAAUGUUGCAAACAAAACCCUCAGGAAGCGAAAUUAAGUCAAUACUAAUGCUGAUUAUUUGGUUAGAAAGACUAACCAAUUUGAUUGAGGGUCAAAGAAUCACGCAGGAAAAGUCUCUCCUUCUGACUGGUAUUUAAAAGUACAGGAUUUUCGGAGCUUUUGUGGUGUAAAAUAUUAGCAGUGAAUUGACUUUUUCAUCCUUGACAGUAACAUAAUUUAACAAGGUAAAGAGCUAGAAUGGCCAGGAAGGGUACAUUACAUAGCUGGGUAGGAUGGGGUGUCUCGAGUUCUCUUGAUCAGUGCCUUGAGAUUUUUAGCUUUUGGCACCGAAUCUAAGGCAACUGCUUAAAAUUGACAGAAAUGUGCUAAACAACACUUCAGCAACUCUGAGAAUUUGUUGUUGUCGAGGUUGCCUUUACAGCACUGUAAACAGAACUCUACGCACUGAAUUGCUUGUGUCUCAUUAUGGAACCAAAGUCACGACCUCUUAAGAAGGGAGGGCAGGUAAAACAAACAGUUUUUCAGUUUCCACAAAGGGCUCCACAAAGACUGUCUAGGUGUCUGGGUUAUUGCUUCAAUACUUUAAACCAAGACUGUUCACAAGACGGUAUCUAAUCAUAGUAGGGACUCAUUGUGCUCUAUUGCAAAUUUAAGAAUUUGGUUUUGUCGACGAGGUGCGGUGUCCAAAGUUGAGUAGACCUCAUGGAAAAUAAGAGUGUUGCAACAAGUUAUUUUUUUUGUUAGGAACUACAGAGAAAGCAGUUGGAAAACUUCAAUCUUAGUCAUUUCUAAGCCAAAACUUGGAUGGCAAUGUGUACAUCACCAUGUUCUGUCAGAGAAUAUUCUGUCAUGAGGCACCCAAUCAGAUUUGCCAAUUUUACAUAGACCUUGACAAGUGUCUUUUAAUCACAGAUGGAAUGUGAUCAUGUAUGUGUUGUUCUGAAAAGGAAAAUUAUUCUUGAUUUUUGGCUUGAAAAUGCCCAAAAUUAAAGGAAUGUUUAGAAACGUUAAAACAAAGAGUGAUUUCCAUGGUUUUCAUUAACCAACAGUCAGUUGAGCUGCAUGUUGUUGACUACAGUAUUUGGUAUUUACUCUUAGAUGACUUUCGGUUUUUAGCUAGUAAUAUCAUUCAUCAGAAACGUCUUUGUGAUCUAGCAUGAUUUUGAUUAUUCCCUAAUCAUUAUCAUUGGUGAUCUGCUCAUAGAAAUUACCUUGAAUGGAAUGAGUCGCUAUUUUUGAUAUACUUGUAAAAAUUGUAGUCGUUGAACCGCUAUCUUCUGUAUUAUCAAGACUAAAACUGUUAGUGAUAGUCAACUUUGUCAUGCCUGGUCGACUCCUCACUCACUGAAAACUCAAGCCCAUAGUCCAACAUAUAUUGUUAAUUAGUAUCUUUGGAAUUCGAGGUCAGGUCCUGGCAUUGAGAAUGAGACAUAAAGGUGUGACUAGUGUUUGUGUGAAUGAACCCAUGUCUCUCUUCUCACACACAAUUCUUUGACAGUAAUUAUCAAUCGGAGACAAUAAAAGGAAGCUGUGGCACUGUACAGAAUGUUUUGGGUGAAAUAUCCGUGAGCGGUGUUGGUAAUGUGGUUAUUUCACCUGUGUUAGAUUGAGGCUAGCUGAGGUUAGGUUUUGGCAUUAUUUCCAUGUUCGGAGGGGUCAAAGUGUGUAAACCUUCAAGGGUGUUAAGUGUCAAGGUCUCAGUAAUUUUAAGAAGCACAAGUUUUUAUUCUCACCAGUCAACAUUAGUUAGCUUGCAUAUGUGGGAUUUUCUUUACAGUAGUAAACCUCAUUGACCAUGCACAAAAAAGUUGACGUGACAAAAACAAUCAUUAAAGUUGGAGGGUAACCACAAUACAAGGCAUAAACAAGCACAGCAGAUGUGCCUUAAGAUUAUCCUUCACUCCUAAUUAAAAUGUUAUGAUGGGUAACAUGGAAAUUUUGCUACCAAGUAGCAAUGACAAUCUUCCAGUUGGGCUUCUUUUCUGAAUGCCUUGAUGUUGUGUCGCUGACAUUUUGCAGAGAAACUACACAGUGACGUACAAAUAAGGGAUACCCAUUAUAACUUGAACAUCAGGUCUGCUUCUUUUGUUUUGUCAUCAAAAUAAUUCAGAAAGCUGUGUCCUCUUGAUAGGAAAAUAUGUAUUUACAGAAACAAUAAACUGCAAUAAAUAUGACCAGCAAAAUAGUUAGUUUUUAAAGCGAAAUAUUGAUAAUCAUUGACAACACAAACUUCAAG
Molecule: messenger RNA, 3013 nt
Organism: Orbicella faveolata
Lineage: Eukaryota; Metazoa; Cnidaria; Anthozoa; Scleractinia; Merulinidae
Product: protein FAM117B-like
Source: RefSeq, a predicted model, not a curated record